UCACUUCAAUUCCCAGCAUCUCCGGCAUUCAUCAAUCCUUUGAUGAUCCAGUAUAUAUUGAUCGAGAAUACAAGAAAUGGGGUUUUCAAAACUGCCGUUUUUGUUUGCUACAUGCAUGCUUGUUGUGGCGAUGAUGAGUCUUUCUUGUAACGCCCAGAAUUCUGAAAAAGAGUACCUAGAUUCUCACAACGCGGCACGCGCCGACGUAGGGGUCCCGCCGCUGACAUGGGACAACGAGGUGGCGGCCUAUGCCCGAAGCUACGCUAAGCAGAGGUCCGGCGAUUGCAAAAUGAUCCACUCCGGCAACCGGCGGUACGGUGAAAACAUAGCUUGGGGAAACGCGGCGUUCAUGACGGGGGCGUUUGCGGUGGGGCUGUGGGUUGACGAGAAGAUGUACUAUAACUACACUUCCAACUCUUGCAACGCGCCGCCGGGGAAGGAGUGUGGGCACUACACUCAGGUGGUUUGGAAUACCUCGGCGACGGUGGGAUGUGAUAGGGUUCAGUGCAGCAACAAUACAGGGUAUUUCGUUACCUGCAACUAUUCUCCUCCUGGCAAUUUUUUUGGUCAACGGCCGUACUAAAAUAAGAGGAUUCAAUAAUCCCUACCAUUUUAGUUCUUCCCUAAAUAUUUAACCCUCGAUAUUAAAAUAACAUGCUUAGCUUGUAACAAUCAUG
Ipomoea nil (Japanese morning glory) is the source of this 677-nucleotide messenger RNA. RefSeq names its product pathogenesis-related protein 1A-like. Lineage: Eukaryota; Viridiplantae; Streptophyta; Magnoliopsida; Solanales; Convolvulaceae. The transcript has a single exon. Gene Ontology annotation, cellular component: extracellular region. Bases 77 to 583 code for a protein of 168 amino acids. The record is from RefSeq and is a predicted model, not a curated record.